CCCGUUGGGGCUCAGCCCCUGCUCAUGGUGCCCCGACGCCCUGGCUAUGGCACCAUGGGCAAACCCAUUAAACUGCUGGCCAACUGCUUCCAAGUUGAAAUCCCAAAGAUUGACGUCUACCUCUAUGAGGUGGAUAUUAAGCCAGAUAAGUGUCCUCGGAGAGUGAACAGAGAGGUGGUUGAUUCAAUGGUGCAGCAUUUUAAAGUGACAAUAUUUGGGGACCGCAGGCCAGUUUAUGAUGGCAAAAGAAGCCUUUAUACAGCCAAUCCACUCCCUGUGGCAACAACUGGGGUUGAUUUGGAUGUCACAUUGCCAGGAGAAGGUGGCAAAGAUCGUCCUUUCAAGGUGUCAAUAAAAUUUGUUUCCCGGGUGAGCUGGCACUUACUGCAUGAGGUUCUGACAGGACGAACCUUGCCUGAACCUCUGGAAUUAGACAAGCCAAUCAGCACUAACCCUGUUCAUGCUGUUGAUGUGGUGCUACGACACUUGCCCUCAAUGAAGUAUACACCUGUAGGCCGGUCCUUCUUCUCUGCUCCAGAAGGUUAUGAUCAUCCCUUGGGAGGUGGCAGGGAAGUAUGGUUUGGAUUCCAUCAGUCUGUUCGGCCUGCAAUGUGGAAAAUGAUGCUAAAUAUUGAUGUUUCUGCCACUGCCUUCUACAAAGCACAACCUGUAAUUCAGUUCAUGUGUGAAGUUCUUGAUAUUCACAACAUCGAUGAACAACCACGACCUCUGACUGAUUCUCACCGGGUAAAAUUCACCAAAGAGAUAAAGGGUCUGAAGGUUGAAGUGACUCAUUGUGGAACAAUGAGACGGAAGUACCGCGUCUGCAAUGUUACACGGAGACCUGCCAGUCAUCAAACUUUCCCAUUGCAGUUAGAAAAUGGCCAGACUGUGGAGAGAACGGUAGCACAGUACUUCAGAGAAAAGUACAACCUCCAGCUGAAAUACCCUCAUCUUCCUUGUCUACAAGUGGGACAGGAGCAGAAACACACCUACCUGCCUCUUGAAGUUUGUAACAUUGUGGCAGGCCAGCGAUGUAUCAAGAAACUAACAGACAAUCAAACAUCAACGAUGAUAAAAGCAACAGCAAGAUCGGCUCCAGACAGACAGGAAGAAAUCAGCAGGCUGGUGAGAAGUGCAAAUUACGAUGCCGACCCAUUUGUUCAGGAAUUUCAGUUUAAAGUCCGUGAUGAAAUGGCUCAUGUGACAGGGCGUGUGCUCCCAGCUCCCAUGCUGCAAUAUGGAGGACGGAAUCGAACAGUGGCAACACCAAGCCAUGGUGUGUGGGAUAUGCGUGGAAAACAGUUUCAUACUGGUGUAGAAAUAAAGAUGUGGGCCAUUGCUUGCUUUGCAACACAGAGGCAGUGUCGUGAAGAGAUAUUAAAGGGUUUUACAGACCAGUUGCGCAAAAUCUCCAAGGAUGCAGGCAUGCCAAUCCAGGGCCAGCCAUGCUUCUGUAAAUAUGCACAAGGUGCUGACAGUGUGGAGCCCAUGUUUCGACACCUUAAAAACACAUAUUCUGGACUCCAGCUCAUCAUAGUCAUCUUACCGGGAAAGACGCCAGUGUAUGCGGAGGUGAAGCGUGUGGGGGACACACUUUUGGGAAUGGCCACACAAUGUGUUCAAGUCAAGAACGUCAUAAAAACAUCUCCACAAACCCUCUCAAACUUGUGCCUAAAAAUAAAUGUAAAACUGGGAGGAAUCAACAACAUCCUUGUACCUCAUCAACGACCUUCUGUGUUCCAACAACCAGUGAUCUUCUUGGGAGCAGAUGUUACUCAUCCACCUGCUGGAGAUGGAAAGAAACCAUCUAUUGCUGCUGUUGUAGGUAGCAUGGAUGCCCAUCCAAGCAGGUACUGUGCCACAGUGAGAGUUCAAAAACCUCGCCAGGAGAUAAUCCAAGAUUUGGCCUCCAUGGUUAGAGAACUUCUCAUCCAGUUCUACAAGUCAACACGCUUCAAGCCCACGCGAAUCAUCUUCUACCGUGAUGGAGUAUCAGAGGGACAGUUUCGACAGGUCUUUAGAUAAUUUAUAUCCUGUGUCUUCAGCCCUAACAAGGUGUUGUAUUACGAGCUGCUAGCAAUCAGAGAGGCCUGUAUCAGUCUGGAAAAGGAUUAUCAGCCUGGUAUAACAUAUAUUGUUGUUCAGAAGAGGCAUCAUACAAGGCUGUUCUGUGCUGAUAGAACAGA
Molecule: messenger RNA, 2189 nt
Organism: Sceloporus undulatus (fence lizard)
Lineage: Eukaryota; Metazoa; Chordata; Lepidosauria; Squamata; Phrynosomatidae
Product: protein argonaute-3
Exons: 15
Coding region: 25-2028 (667 amino acids)
Molecular function (GO): RNA binding; protein binding
Source: RefSeq, a predicted model, not a curated record